This is a messenger RNA of Macrobrachium nipponense, 1865 nucleotides long. RefSeq names its product ESF1 homolog. Lineage: Eukaryota; Metazoa; Arthropoda; Malacostraca; Decapoda; Palaemonidae. Gene Ontology annotation, cellular component: nucleus. The record is from RefSeq and is a predicted model, not a curated record. Gene Ontology annotation, biological process: rRNA processing. Gene Ontology annotation, molecular function: RNA binding.
AGGAUCAAGGUGCUUACUUCAAAACGAGAAAUAUCUCCCAAGAUAUUCUUGAGAGAUUGCAAGACAUGACUCAGGAUUACGCAAGAGGUGCUGCCAUGUUUUCGGACGAUUCUUCUGACGACGACUCAUCAUCAGAAGAGGAGGACGAUAAAGAGAAAGAGUUUGAAUGGGGUGAAUUAGAUCAAGAUGCUGUUUGGGAUACUCAGCAGGAAUUUGAAGAAACCUCUCGCAUUGCCGUUUGUAACCUCGACUGGAAUAACAUCAAGGCCGUUGAUAUUAUGGUGGUGUUCCAUUCUUUUUGUCCAAGGGGUGGCUCUAUUAAGAAAGUAUCCAUUUAUCCAUCUGAAUUUGGGAAGGAACGCAUGGCCGAAGAAGAUCGUUUUGGACCAAAGGAACUGACCUCAGAAGCUUUGGGGAACAAGGGCAAAGUCAUGAAUGACAAUGACAUUGACUUGGAUAAACUUGAGAGAGGAAAACUUCUCUAUAGAGGAGCAAAAGAGAACUACGAGGCUCUUCGUCGGUAUGAAAGAAAUCGUCUCCGAUACUACUAUGCUGUAGUGGAGUGCGACUCUGUUGACACAGCAAAAGUCUUGUACAGCGAGUGUGAUAGGCAGUCUUUUGAGAGAGCUGGUGUUUAUAUGGAUCUAAGAUACAUACCUGCUGAAAUGUCCUUUGAUGAGGAACCACAUGACUUUUGUGAAGACGUUCCAGAAUUUUACGAAGCAAAGCUCUUUACAACCACAGCAUUGUUCGACUCCCAGCCCACCUUAACUUGGGAUCAGACAGAUCCUCACCGGCAAAAAGUCCUUUCAAACGCCAUGAAGAGUGCUAUGUCAGGAAAGGAAUAUAAUGAGAAUUAUUUAAAGAACUUCAUUGCUUCGAGCAGUGGUGAAGAAUCAAAUUCUGAGCAAGAAGGGGAUUAUAGCAGUGAUGAAGGGGAAACCAGUAAGCAAGAUAGAAUUGCCAAUUUCAGGGCUCUGCUCCAAGAAAUAGACGAAAAAGAAAAGAAGAAGAAGAACCGCUUUGAUAUGGAAGAAGUUUUUGGGACCGGGGCAAAGGAAGAUUCUGGUGAUGAUGACCAUGAAAGUGAAGAAGAAAGCGAGAAGGAAAAUGACCUUAAUCCGUUUGAAAAAUACUUGGAAAAGAGAAAAAAUAAAAGGAAGAAAAAACUGGAGGACAAAAAAGGCGUUGGUGGCAGUGAUAACGAAUACUCUGACGAUGAAGUUCCUGGUGGUAUGGAGGACAUCAGGAAUGAUCCCUUCUUUGCUGAAGAGAUGGAGGAGAGCCCAAAGAAGGGAAAGAAGGACAAAAAGAAGAAGAAAAAGAAAAUACCAAAAGAAGAAGAAAGCGGCAAUGAGGAAGAACAGAGAGAUUUAGAAUUACUUCUAAUGGAUGAAGACCAAGAAGAGAAAAAGCAUUUCAACAUGAGGGAUAUUAUAGAAGAACACAAAGGAAAGUCCAAAAAGAAGUUGAAGAAAAAUGCCAGAAAGAAAAUGGCAAAAAAGCUUGAAGAGAAAGACAGUAAUAAAGAUGAAUUUAAGGUAGACACAGGGGACACAAGAUUUUCAGGAUUGUUCACAUCAGGAGAUUUCAACAUAGAUCCGUCCCAUCCUCAGUUUAAGCGUACCAAGGCAAUUGAUGAACUAAUUAAUAGCGUACAGAAGAAAAGAAUGGCAGAAAACUUUGAAAAUCUACCAGACCCAAAGAGAGUAAACACAGCCAAAGGAAAAGAAGACCAUGAAUUAUCCAUGCUAGUAAAAAGAGUGAAGAACAAAGCGAAGAAGCCAAAGUAACUAGUUUGUUAAUAAGUCUAUAAAUGUUGUUAUCUCUUAUAAAUAUGUUUAUUUAAUAAGUAAAUCUUAGGA